Molecule: messenger RNA, 504 nt
Organism: Lottia gigantea (owl limpet)
Lineage: Eukaryota; Metazoa; Mollusca; Gastropoda; Lottiidae
Exons: 1
Coding region: 1-504 (167 amino acids)
Source: RefSeq, a predicted model, not a curated record
AUGUUUUUUUUUUUCAUUUCAGUAACAGUAAAAAUGAAUGUUUUUUUUUUCAUUUCAGUAACAGUAAAAAUGAAUGUUUUUUCUUUCAUUUCAGUAACAGUAAAAAUGAAUGUUUUUUUUUUCAUUUCAGUAACAGUAAAAAUGAAUGUUUUUUUUUUCAUUUCAGUAACAGUAAAAAUGAAUGUUUUUUUUUUCAUUUCAGUAACAGUAAAAAUGAAUGUUUUUUCUUUCAUUUUAGUAACAGUAAAAAUGAAUGUUUUUUUUUUCAUUUCAGUAACAGUAAAAAUAAAUGUUUUUUUUUUCAUUUCAGUAACAGUAAAAAUGAAUGUUUUUUCUUUCAUUUCAGUAACAGUAAAAAUGAAUGUUUUUUUUUUCAUUUCAGUAACAGUAAAAAUGAAUGUUUUUUCUUUCAUUUCAGUAACAGUAAAAAUGAAUGUUUUUUUUUUUCAUUUCAGUAACAGUAAAAAUGAAUGUUUUUUCUUUCAUUUCAGUAACAGUAAAUAA